Molecule: messenger RNA, 495 nt
Organism: Lactuca virosa
Lineage: Eukaryota; Viridiplantae; Streptophyta; Magnoliopsida; Asterales; Asteraceae
Source: the annotation of a GenBank genome assembly
AUGGAAGCUCUACACAAUACUCACGUAAAGCUGCUGGCUUUCGAUUUCCUAUCACUAACGCCGUCAUCUACUCAACCGAACGCCGUCUGUCGUAGAGACACCCUCCUCAUUUCUCGUGCAGAAACCCUAGGCGUGGUUACUAGCCGAGAGCACAAACCCGACAUAUUCCUUAGAUUCACCAUCGAUGAUGGCACCGGGUGCAUCCCCUGUGUUCUUUGGCUCAACCAACUCACCUCUCCCUAUCAUUCCCGCCGUAGCCCACCAGAUGUUCGACUAAUUGCCGAAUCGGCUCGCAAUUUCGCAACCCUAAUCCAAAUUGGGGUUUCAGCUCGAGUGCGAGGCAAGGCUACGAUCUACAGAGGUAAACUCCAACUUACUGUUUCUGAUGUUUUUGUUGAAAGAGACCCCAAUGCGGAGACUCUCCAUUGGUUGCAAUGUAUUCAUUUGGCUAAAAAAUGCUACGAUAUUGUACCCCCCUUCACUACUACCCAUUAA